Molecule: messenger RNA, 10107 nt
Organism: Xyrichtys novacula (pearly razorfish)
Lineage: Eukaryota; Metazoa; Chordata; Actinopteri; Labriformes; Labridae
Source: the annotation of a GenBank genome assembly
UGCAGCAGACCGGGUCCACACAGUCUCUGAUCCGAUCCAGCCUUCAAACUCUUUACAGUCUUUCAGGUUCGGGACUCGGAUCACUUCGAACCAGUUUAAACCUGCAGCUGUGGGACCAGGUCCACCAUCAGACCCAGUUCAGACCAGCAGCUGUGAGACUGCAGACUGAUGUAAACCUGGACUACAUCUCUUCCUCCUCCUCCUCUUCUUCUUCUUCUUCUUCUCUUUUUGAAGCCCACACUCCGGUUCGGAGCGGAGAUGCCGGUCCAGAUCCCGGACGACUCGGACUUCUCGUCGUUCAAGGAUCAGUGUCUGAAUCCGGACGGAUGGAUCAGCCGGUACAGUAAGGGGGGGGUGACGGUGUGGUGCCGAGAGGAGGAGAGCAAGAGCGUCCAGAAACUCAAGGUAAGGAGACCAGACCUCUUUAAGACCCGAUCAGGUCAUCGAUCAGACACGAGGUCCACCCGCCUGCAGCAGAAACACACUGAGAACAGGUUUUCAAAAUUAUCGAUUAAUCGGAGCGAGUCGGACAUGUUUCUGAGAGAGUCGAUUUUUGUCAAUGAAAGUAAAGAUUCGAGUUUAUUCUCAGUCAAACUUCAACCUCAACAAAGUGAAAACACGUCCGAUCCGGAUGAUCGGUUAAUCAAUCGAUUAGUUAAUUCCCGAUCAAGUAAUCAGAUGGGUUAUAUUCGACACUUAGAGUUGAGAGUUUACAGCCAGUCCUGAGGGAUUUUCUGCUUUCCUCUGAUUUUAGUUCAUCUAAGAAUUAAACUGUUUCAGAACCUUCUGGACCAGGACCUUCUGGACCAGAACCUUCUGGACCAGAACCUUCUGGACCAGGACCUUCUCUGAAACACUUUUAGUUUCAUUAAAUAAAAAAACUCUAAAGAUAAUAAAGAACAAACUGAAGUAAGAAGAGUAAAGUUUAAAUAAGAUCAAAUAAAACUCAGAGAUGUUCGAUGAUCUAAGUCUGAAUUUAAUUUUUAAUCUGAAGACAUUUUUAUUUUCAUAUUUAAAGUUCAAUCAAUCAAUCAAUCAAUCAACUUUAUUUCUAUAGCACAGUUAAAAUAACCACGGGGGUGUCCAAAGUGCUGUACACUGAGACAUAAAAACAAAUAAAACUAUCAAAGAACAAGAAAACAGAAAUGAAUAAAUAAAUCUAUAAAUCAGCUCCGGGCUCAGGCGAGCGCGACACUGUGUCCUACCUGAACCGUCAAACAUGCCACAGUGUCAACAGGCUGAAGACAAUACUCUGUCCUCGCCUCCGCUAACCCUGCUGUUGAACAAUAACACUCUGUUGUUAUGGGAAACUGACCAAUAGGAUUCAAGAUUGUUGAUCAUUUCCUGACUGUUGACGAUCUUCAGUGUGGAGCUGAAAGUUAGAGGAGCAGCACGGAUUUAUCGAUAAAACCUGAAAUUAAACCGAUGAUCGGAGGAUCAAUCAGUCCUGAAAACAUCGUCUGCUGCUUCUUCUUCUGAUGUAUUUUGAACUGGUCACCAUAGCAACAGUUAUCAAUACCAGCUGCUGUUAGAAAAACAGCUGACAGAGGCCAGGAGGAAACACACCGCAACAGAUCAGCUGUGAAUCUGAGAGGUUAUCGGGUCGGUACCCUGAUCUUCAGAUCCACCGCCAUGACAAACAGCUGAUCAGAAUAUCGAAACAGCUGAUCAGAAUAUCGAAACAGCUGAUCAGAUCAUUAACAGCUGAUCAGAGGUUCAUUAAUAGCUGAUCAGAGGUUAUUAACAGUUGAUCAGAAUAUUUUAACAGCUGAUCAUGAUAUUUAAUCAGCUGAUCAGAUCAUUAACUGCUGAUCAGAGGUUAUUUACAGCUGAUCAGAAUAUUUUAACAGCUGAUCAUGAUAUUUAAUCAGCUGAUCAGAGGUUAUUAACAGCUGAUCAAAGUUGGUAAACAGACUCAGAUCAUUAACAGCUGAUCAGAAGUCAUUAAAAGCUGAUCAGAGGUUGUUAUCAGCUGAUCAGAGGUUACUAGCAGCUGAUCAGAAUAUUUUAACAGCUGAUCAUGAUAUUUAAUCAGCUGAUCAGAGGUCAUUAACAGCUGAUCAAAGUUGGUAAACAGACUCAGAUCAUUAACCGCUGAUCAGAGGUUAUUAUCAGCUGAUCAAAGGUUACUAACCGCUGAUCAGAGGUUAUUAACAGCUGAUCAUGAUAUUUAAUCAGCUGAUCAGAUGUUAUUAACAGCUGAUCAAAGUUGGUAAACAGACUCAGAUCAUUAACAGCUGAUCAGAGGUUAUUAAAAGCUGAUCAGAGGUUGUUAUCAGCUGAUCAAAGGUUACUAACAGCUGAUCAGAGGUUAUUAACAGCUGAUCAAAGUUGGUAAACAGACUCAGAUCAUUAACAGCUGAUCAAAGGUUACUAACAGCUGAUCAGAGGUUCGGAGGCUGAUGUGAUCGCUCUUCAGUGUCGCCUCCUGCAGAGGAAAACAAACCGCCGCCUGCCGUCAGCGUGCUGAAAAAUUCAGAGCGGAAAGGAGAGUCUGACUCUGAAACCUGAGCAGGAGGAGGAGAGGCGUCCAGGAUUCGGUCCAGUAGAGGUACUGAGACCUGAACCUCCUCAGGUCCACUUCACAGCUCCAGUCUGCAGACUGGCCUCCAGUUUCCUUCUCUGUGAAGCUCUGAUGAUGUUUCAGCAGCAGGUCACAGUCUGUCGGCCUCAUUUUGACGUUUCCAAGUUUCUUCCAGACUUCAGGGCGUGAACGACAAAACAGUUAUCAAGGUCACUUCAGGGUUAAAUCCAGGGUAGAUCACCUGGUUACUGAUACUGAACACCUGAGAGUAAGGUAGUAGGAAACCCCGCCCACCGACCCGUCUGUAGAUAUAAGAUGAUGUCUGCUAACAGUCAGAGUUUUAUUUCCAUGUUUGAAUAUUAUCUCUUUAUUUAGUAUUGUUUUACACGGUCAGAGCAGCAGCUGCAUAUUUUAGACUUUGAUAAGACGGCCUGAGAGAGGCGGGGUCAGGAGUCAAACCGACAACCAGAGUGAGGACAGGUGUGGAGGAGGAGUUUGUGUUCGCUCAGCCUCUGUGGAGCAGCUCAGACCUGGACCUGGACUGACAGGUUUCUAACAUACUGUGUGUUUCUGAACGAGUACCGGACUGUAAACCAGCUGAACAACAGGAACUAUCCCUUUAAGUUCAGACAUGACUGAGGAGGAGGAGGAGGGGGAGGAACAGAGGAGGAGGAAGAACAGAGGGAGGAGCAGACGGAGGAGGAGAAGAUCAGCUGACCUGAAGCUCCUCUCAGCUGUGUCUCCUGACCCCGGGCUGACCACAGGAAGUGAACCACAGCAGAGAGUGUGUUACCUAACACACACACACACACACACACACACUGAUUCAGAGGUGAUGAUGAUGAUGAUGAUGAUGAUGAGGGGAUGAAGGCUCCUGUGUGUGUUAAUUAUUGAAGCGCUGUAAUUAUUCCCUCCUGAAUAAUUCAGGUCUCCUGUGAGCGGACGGCGUCUCCGAUCAGAAGAAGAAAAUAUCUGAUCAGGACCUGAGGACGGGUACUGAGUUUAGUUCCUGACCUGAACCUCAGUCCGGGUCCAGCGGAACUGAAGGAAAGUCCACUUACAUCACAGUCAUGGUACUUUAACGUGAUUGGCUGAGGCAGGGUCACCUGAAUACUUGACUCUGAUUGGUCAGAGUGUUUCCCUUCAGCCUGUUGACCCUCUGUGUUCGUGAACUGAGCCGUUCUGACAGACAGACUCUGACGCCGCUUCAAUCAGCUGUUGUUGUUGUUGUUGUUAUCCUGACGGUUCGAGGUCGUCAAGAUGUUCUCACCAGCUUCUCCACCAGUGCACAGAUUGCAGGACAGGAAGUCGUUCCACUUUUCUCACAUGAACGCGUUUUUGUUUUUUUUGUCUGUUUGGAAACUUUCAAUAAUUAGUUUUCAUGUUCUAGAAGAUAGACUGUUUCACAAAUCUAUAUCUACGCCGAAGAUGGAGUUUGGAGAGGGCGGAGCCUGACCCCCGACCUCCACCUUCAUCCUGAUGGUCUCCUAAAAGGUCGUAUCCUCCGAUCGUAGCUGAUCGUAACCAUUCAAGUUAACGUGUCGAUUUACACCGACUUCUUUCCGUUCCUCUGAGGAUCAGAAUCAAAAUCUAAGACUCCUUUCAACGAGGAGUUGGAUGCUGCAUCCUCAGUUUUCGACAACAUCUCCAGAUUUAGGAGCAACAUCUGCGUCCAUCCAGCUGAGGAGUCCGGCGAUCCUCAGAGGAACGGAAAGAAGUCGGUGUAAAUUGACACGUUAACUUGAAUGGUUACGAUCAGCUACGAUCGGAGGAUACGACCUUUUAGGAGACGAUCAGGAUGAGUCGGAAGUUUGGGGUAAAUCAGCAGAACGUGGAUCAGACAGACUUUGAUAUGGGGUGCCGUUUGUAAAGCAGCCCAUUAUAAAAACAACAGCAAGAUUUGGUCACAUUUAGCUUCAAACAGCACUUAAAAAAGUGAUGUGAAUUUUCGGCAGUCAUUUUUUUGCACAUUUACAACAACAUUUAAAUACUAAAACUAAAUGUUAAAUGUUAAAUCUAAAUGUGUUGGGCGAAACUAAAUAUUUAGCUAAUAUGCAAAUUCACGGUCGGAAACCGGAAGUGCCAAAAUAAAAGCUCCAGAAGGUCAUAUUGAUGAUUCUUGUGUCGAAGAAAACGAAUUAAAACCAAUUUAAGGGGGGAACAAUUACUUGGGGUGACGUUUCGUGUUAAUAACUACGUACAAUAGCGACAGCAACAACAAAAACUUUAUUAGAAAGACUCGAGUUUACAGUGUCGCUUCUCCGUGUGGCGCGGACACUAUACGAACACACGCACACACACAUGCAGGUGCACUCAUGAUACUGCUGCUGUCCGCCACAAAGGAGCAGUUAGUAGGUAGGUAGGUAUGUAGUUGUAGGUAGUUAUUAACACGAAACGUCACCCCAAGUAAUUGUUUUGGUUUUAAUUCGUUUUCUUCGACACAAGAAUCAUCAAUAUGACCUUCUGGAGCUUUUAUUUUGGCACUUCCGGUUUCCGACCGUGAAUUUGCAUAUUAGCUAAAUAUUUAGUUUCGCCCAACACAUUUAGAUUUAACAUUUAACAUUUAACAUUUAACAUUUAGAUUUAUAUUUAACAUUUAGAUUUAUAUUUAACAUUUAGAUUUAUAUUUAACAUUUAGAUUUAUAUUUAACAUUUAGAUUUAACAUAUAUAUUUAACAUUUAUAUUUAGCAUUUAGAUUUAACAUUUAACAUUUAGUUUUAGUAUUUAAAUGUUGUUGUAAAUGUGCAAAAAAAUGACUGCCGAAAGUUCACAUCACUUUUUUAAAUGCUGUUUGAAGCUAAAUGUGACCAAAUCUUGCUGUUGUUUUUAUAAUGGGCUGCUUUACAAACGGCACCCCAUACUUUGAGUCGACUUUAAAGCUGUUGGACUCUGAUUUUGACUCUUUAGUGAAAGUUUCAGACCUGAACGAUGACAGCCGAGUUAAAGAUAUCCAUCAGUAAAUAAUCUCCCUGAUCUACAACCUGGUCUUUGAUUAUAAGUGUGUGAAGUCAGAGCUGUGAGCCGAGGUCUGAGACUGUCAGGAAGCAGCAGAUGUGGAGUUCACCGCAGAGUGACGGACACACAAAGACGCUCAGGACUUUAUGAAUGAUUCACGCCGCAGCAGAGCCCUGCUGAUUGAGUUACACGGAGCGUUUUUCAGCUCUGACCCGCACAAUAUCUGAUGACCGCCGCUCAGCCGAGACCCACGCUCCUGUGAGAUUACAGCAGUGGAAAAAAGUGACGUCUUACUGUAAGAGCUCGUCUCACAUGACGUCCAUAACUCUGCUCAACACUGACAGAGAGAGAGAGAGAGAGAGAGAGAGAGAGAGAGAGAGACGGCUCUGUUUCAACCCGUCUGCGCAGACAGAGAGAUGAACACGACAGAGCUGAGCUGAACUCUGGAGGAGAAGCUGCUCAGAUGUUUCAGGAAGGAGUAAAACAGACGAGAGGACACUGACAACUUUCAGAAAUACUUCAACAAAAAACUCUAAAAAGAGGCAGCAGAAAAAACCAGACCAGGAUCUCCUUAGAGUCCAGACUGUCCUCUGAGUCCAUGAUGUUGGAGGUCUCUCUGCAGACUUGAUUCUCUCAGCAUCUUCCAGAAAAAAACUAAAGUUCCCGACUUUCAGCGAGUCCUAAAGUUUGUUUGAAUCUUCUGUUGGUCCUGAAUCCUCCACAUCAGAGAUGAUUGAUUUAUUGAUCCAUGAGUGAUCAACCCCUGACCUCAUCCUCCUGCUGAUCACAUGACUGAAUGACUUUAGUGUGGUUGUAGUUUUAAAUGAGCUGUCGUCAGAUUUAGUGAUUAAAAAAGAACAUCUAUGUGAUCAUGAACUUCCUGCAGCACUCACUGUUCCUUCGUAAAGUUUCAGUCCAUUUACGAAAGGAUGACGACUUUUGUCAGGCCUGUCGUCUCUGAAAACUCGUGUUUAGGAACAUGAUGCUGUGAUAUGGAAGCUGAGCAACGAUAUUUGGAUGUAGAGAGGAAUCACUGCUGUGUUUUUUUCUGUGCAGUGAUGAUAAAGAAAGUCGAAGUCUGAUGGGAGAAGAAUUCAGACCCAGACCGACCAGAUUUAUGAACCUCCUCAUGGGUCCAAACAGAGCUGAGAGUAAAAAAAACACCCUGAGUUCUGCUGCAGAUCCUCUCCUCUCUGUUUGUCAGACCUUGAGCUUCAGAUGUUACACAACACAUCCCACACGGCUGCAUUUAUAACUCUGAAUGCUCCAGAGUUUCUCCUCUGAGACCCUCCAACGCUCCAGCAGCUGAUUUAAAACCCCACAGACACCAUGAAAAUCUAAAUAUCAGCAAAAAUAACCUAAAAAAUAACGUGAGAAAUACUGGAAAAGAGGGAAAAUAAUGAAAAACAUGAGAAAAAAUGAAAAAUAUGAGAAAAAAUUAAAAAUAUGAGAAAAAAGGAAAUCAUGAAAAAAUGAUUAAAAAAUGAAAAAAUAUGAAAAACAGAAAAUCAUAAAAACAUGAAAAAAGCUAAAAAUAUUAACAUGAUUAGAACAUGAGAAAUAAUAGAAAACAUGAAAAAUAAUUUAAAAUUUGGAAAAUUAUGACAAAUCAGAAAUAAUGAAAAACUUGGAAAAAUUAUAAAAAAACAUGAAAAUAAUGAAAAACAUGAAAAUUAAUGAAAAAUACUGAAAAAUGUGAGAAAUAUAACAUAACAUGAAAAUAAAGGAUAAAACAUGAAAAAUCAUGAAAAAUGAGAAAAAUAAUAAAAAACAUGAAAAAAAUGAAAAACAUAUAAAUAAUAAAAAGAACUUGAAAAAUAAUUUAAAAACAAGAGAAACAGUUUGGACUGUUAAACUGUUUGAUUGUUUUGACCUUUUAUUUAUUCUGGCCUGUUCGAGCUCAUAGAAACUAAAACCCUGAACCUUUUAUAAAGUGCAGGUGGUCUUCAGGUUCCUGAUCUGAUGAGGAUGAUCUGUGUUCACACUUUAACCCUUUCAGGACCACUGCUUUGUGACUUCCUGUUUUUUGUCUGUGACUUUGUCCCCGCCUCUCUGUCUCUGUUUGUGUCUCAGAUGAGGAUAGUGUGUAAGGACGUGACAGCAGAGACUCUGUACGAUGUCCUCCAUGACACCAGCUACCGCAGGAAGUGGGACACCAACAUGAUCGACACAUACGACAUCGCCCGGCUGACCGCCAACGCAGACAUCGGAUAUUACUCCUGUAAGUCCAGCUCUGCGUAUGGACCAGUUUAAUAAGAUGAAGUCUCUGUGUGUCCUAAAUGACUUCCUGUCUUUGAAGGGAAGUGUCCGAGUCCGCUCAAGAACAGAGACUUUGUGACCAUGAGAUCUUGGCUUCCUCUGGGCAACGACUACCUGAUCAUCAACUACUCCGUCAAACACCCGGUCAGCUUCAGCUCUGAUGUCUUUAAAGGGAUAUUCUGCUGUAAAACUAAUUCAGGGUCAAACCCACCAUAACACCGAGUUAGACCCCCCCUCCAGAGAUGAAUGUUGUCGACCGCUUGCUUCUCUAGUUAUACCAACUUUAGUAACGACCGCAGGAUAGAAAUACAGAGAGCCACGCCCUCAACCAAAAUGCCACUCUAUAGCCACAAAUAAUGCUCAGAACAGCACCUAACUUCAUCAACAGGACAUAUAGGGUCACAGACAUAGUACUAUAUUCAGAGUUGUUCUAACUCCUAAGAAAACAAAUUUAAGCAGGGCGUUUCUCCACUUCAGUAGUCUAUAAGCUGGGCCAAUAAACUUCUACUGUAGUAAAAUGAAAAGGUGAAGGUGUUUUUAUUGAGCCGAAUUAUCAAUAAAAUCAUGAUUUUGUUAACAGGUAUGAAUUUAUGUGCUGUCGAGUUAAAAUAUUUGAACAAGAGCACAGUAAAUUUAAAUCAGAUAAUUUUCCAAUGAGGUUCUGUUACUGAACAGAGCUACAUCAUGUUCUACUGAGGUUAGUACAUAUAGGGUCCCAGACAUAGUACUAGACACCAAACAUCUUUUUAACUUUGACUCAUUUCUUUAGCAAAGAGACUAAACACAACUCACCUACUCUCUUCCAGCAGACGCUUGUUUGUAGAGAGACUUCAGGCCAGUCCAUUAGGGACUACAGCGGGGUGCCGCAGCUCAAGGAAGAACAUUUAUGAUCAUUUCUUUAUCAUUUCCUUGAAGUAAUAAUCACCAUAUUAAUCAUUUUACAGACGCAGUAGUUCUUCUGUCUUAGCGUCUCGGUCUGAUUGUAUUUCCAUGAAGAAAUUAUCAUAAAUGUUCUUCCUUGAGCUGCGGCACCCCGCUGUAGUCCCUAAUGGACUGGCCUGAGGUCUCUCUACAAACAAGCGUCUGCUGGAAGAGAGUAGGUGAGUUCAUGUAUUUCUAUCCUGCGGUUGUUACUAAAGUUGGUAUAACUAGAGAAGGAAGCGGUCGACAACAUUCAUCUCUGGAGGGGGGGUCUAACUCUGUGUUACGGUGGGUUUGACCCUGAAUUAAUUUUACGUUGGAAUAUCCCUUUAAGUCCACCUUCAGAGUCGGUCCAUCAGGGUUAAGGCAGGUGAAGAUCUCAGUCUUCGUUAUUUUAGAGUCAUGAAAACUCAAACCUCUGUCUGUCUCUUCAGCAACACCCUCCCAAGAAGGAUUACGUCAGAGCCGUGUCCCUGCUGACCGGGUACCUGAUCCAGUCCAACGGAGCAAACUGCUCCACCCUGUACUACCUGACCCAGGUGGACCCCCGAGGUAUGGUGGGGGCACAGGACGGACACACUUUACCUUUUCUUCUUCUAUCAUGAUUGUAAUAAAAUAAUUCGACUGAAUUUCUUCUGUUUCUGAAUAUUUUCUCUGCAGGUUCGUUACCGAAGUGGGUGGUGAACAGAGUCUCUCAGUUUGUGGCUCCAAAGGUAAAAAAAUCUGAACUUUAAAACUCAGACAAACUUUGACCCCGAGUCUAUAAGAGCGGGACACCUGGAUUUUAUGGGUUUAAGCGAUUUUUCUGCAGAUAAAAACGCUGCAAAGACAAAAAGACAAAAGCAGCAUGUAGACCUUAGUGAAACCCAGCAGACCAGGUUCCCCAGUUCCUCAGCAGGACUCUUCUCCUGUUGUCUGAAUGAGGUUUGGGAUCAUCUGAAGGUCUUUCCUGAAAAAGUCUUGGACACAGAUGUUGCUCCUAAACCUGGAGAUCUUGUUUAAAACUGAGGACGCAGCAUCUAUAAUUUCCAGUUCCUCGUUGAAUGAUGUCUCACCUUGUCCUCUCCGUCCUUGUCCUCUCCGUCCUCUCCGUCCCUGUCCUCUCCGUCCUCUCAGGCCAUGAGGAAGAUCUACAAAGCGUCUGUGAAGUACCCUGAGUGGAAGAGGAAGCACACCCCUCACCUGAAGCCGUGGAUGUUUCCGGAGCAGAACACGCUGCCGUGCAUCAACGUGUCGGAGCUGACGGUGCAGCGCGCCGACUCUCUGGAGAACAUCGAUGAGAGCGGUCUGAGCGAGGAGAAGCAGCAAAGUGACGACGAAGAGACUUAAACUCACUUUAGGGACUUUAAAAACACGAAUCUGUCGCUUUAAUUCUCCUUUGAUUGUUUGUUUCUUUGUUUGAUUGUUUCUUUAGUUGAAUGUCUGUCUGUUUGUCUGUUUAUUUGUC